Messenger RNA from Penicillium nucicola, 1455 nucleotides. RefSeq lists its product as uncharacterized. The transcript is spliced from 5 exons. Bases 1 to 1455 code for a protein of 484 amino acids. The record is from RefSeq and is a predicted model, not a curated record. NCBI's taxonomy places the organism in Eukaryota, Fungi, Ascomycota, Eurotiomycetes, Eurotiales, Aspergillaceae. Gene Ontology annotation, molecular function: protein binding.
AUGCCCAAGCAUAAGUCCUUCCUCAAGGAAACCAAGUCAAAGAAGAAGUCUGCUUCAAAGCAGGCGCCAGUGACAGCCGAUGAUUACCUUGCUGCGGGCGUCGAGCUAGAAGAAGCAGGCGAGAAAUGGCGAGCCGGCGAUGCGGCCAAAUCCAUGCGAUUCUUCAUGCGAGCUAUCACAAACUACGACGAAGGAUUGCAGAAACAUCCCGGGACUUUCGACCUAGCCUAUAACAAAGCCCGAGUCCAAUACGAAAUCACCCAACAUCCCAAGCUGGCGGCACAACUCCCAGCGCCACAGGGGGAGAUUCUGCAGGUGGCACUGCAGUCACACCGGGAAGCGCUGGUUCUAGAACAGGACAAUGCUGACGUGUUGUUCAAUUCGGGCCAGGUGCUGACGAGUCUGGCGGAGUCCAUGUCGAACUCCAAGCACCCUGGCGAAGAGCAGUUGGUGCAGGCUGGCACUUAUUUGCAAGAGGCCAUUGAGUUGUUUCAGCGGUGUUUGAUGGUGCAGGAGAUGAAGUAUACUGAGAGACAGGAGGAGAUUGAGGCAAUGGAAUCUGGGGCUAUGCCGCCCCAGGAGCCGGAGCCAGAGCCUGUGGAGCAGAUGCAGACGCAAGCUGAGGGCUCGGGUGAGGAACCGGAGCAGGAACAGGAGCAGUGGGCCAUGAUUGUUGAACCUGUUACGAAGAACACCCUGGUUGAUACAGCCGUGGCGCAGUUGGAGACUCUGACGACAUUGUGCAACUUGUUGACAUUCAACCCCGGUGCUGGUGGUGUUGGCUGGGUGCAGGAGUAUUCGUCAGAGCUGGUGGAGUCGCGGCUCCCUGCUUAUGCCGAGGGCUCAGACAGACAGUAUGAGGGGGCUUGGCACGAGCCAAGUUCAUCUCAGGAGGUUGGGCAGGUGUUUGGGCCGGAUCUGGAUGUUUCCGCGGACCCUGAAGGACUAUGCGCCAAAGCAGAUGCACUCACAUCACUCAAUGCAUCGCUUAACGAUAUUCCCCCAUCCGAGGAUGAUGAGGCAUUCGAGAACGCCGUGGCAGUCCGUUGGAAAACACUUUCGACCGCCUUGGAAGCUCUGACAGCUGCAUCCAAACACCCAGAUGCUGACAACCUGCCAAAGAUCCACGUUGGACGGGGAGACGUGGAGAUGCACCGCUGGCGACUGGGCCGCGCACCUUGGAACCAUGCCAUGGCGAAACAGAAUGGCGCCAUGCUCCUGCGCAAUGCGCAGACAUACUACCGUGGCGCCGCUGCAUUAGCCCGUCGCGAUGGGGCAGCCGAGGAAGAACGGGACGGAUCAUGCAAGGAAGCAAUUGCCGCAGCACUGGAGGGCCAAAACACUAAGCUUGAACAGCUCAAAAUCACUGCCCUGCAGCAGCUGGUCGCCGUAGCACAGGAUAUGGUGGAAGACGGACUGGUCGAUGGAAGGGAACUGAGUGCGCUGAUCUCAUGA